AAAAAUAUUCUUGUUGACACAAGAAAAUAUACUGUGUGCAUCGGCAGUCGGCACCGCAUACAUUUGCAAAAAACAUAAACAAACAUUGCAAUUGAUGUGCUAUAUUGAUAUACCCUUUAGUGUGUGCAAUAAGAAAAUCUCUAGAACGAUCGGUGCAAGAAAUGUCAAAGAUCGCAGUCAAACUGGAUUGACAAAGAGAGAAAAAGAAGAAGAAACCGCUGUGAAAAAGUGAUUUUUACUGCGCAUUUGCCUAUAUUUCUAAUAAGAUUUUCUUAAAUCUUUUCAUUUAUGUUGGAAAAUGGCAUCGGAAGAAUAUCUAUGUUUUUGUGCUGGCUCUCUUUAUCAGAUGUUACCUUUGGGAAAGUCAGAUAAAGGUUGUUAUACGUUUAAGGCUAAAAAUAUCGGCGGUGGCAUGGAGGCUAUUCUGAGUGUUUGGAAAUUUGAUAUCGAUCAAAUUCGUAAAAAGUGCCCCAUGUCAUGCAAAAAAGUGGCCCGGCCUGAUGAAUGCGACGUGCAUUUACAUGAUGAAGAUGGCACCGCCCACUUAAUACUUGAAGAAUUUUCAAAGAGAGCAAACUGCAUCAUUGCAAAGGCAAAUCAUCGCAAUUUAGUGCGUUACCUUGCUUGUAAUUGUGGCAUUCGCUAUGACGAAUUUACAGUGUGCUUGUUGCAAGAAUACAUCGAUGGCGAAAGUAUUGAGAAAUUAUGCGAAAAAAAUAAGCUACCCAAUGUGGCUUCGAUUGCUAAGGAAGUAACUGAAGCACUGAAAUUCCUCCAUAGCAUGAAUCCAGAGGUAACACACGAUUAUUUGCAAACUGAGUCAAUCUUUUUGGAUAAAGCUGGUGCUAUUCGUGUGGCAGACUAUGACUUGAUUCCGUAUUUAAUGUAUUUGAAUGGUAAUCAUAACAUUCACGAAGUUGAUGAUUUUAAAGCCAUAGGGCUGAUCGUUGAAUCUCUGCGCGAUAACAUUUUAAGAUCGACGAAUGACUUUAUCGAUCAGUGCCGCUCGGGACGUGUACUUUCCCAUUCACAACUAUUGGAACAUCCUUUUUUGUCCAAUGAUUGGGUCAAAAAUAACCGAACGAUUUAUGGCAAUGGCCUUUUGGAACAUUUUGAGAUUGAAAAAUGGUUAGGAGGUGGAAGCUUCGGUAUGGUUCUACAAGCCAGGCAUAACACUGAUAAGCGUUCAUACGCGAUUAAAUUCAUUAAAGUGCCACACAACGACAAAAAAGAGCUGGAGCAAAUGGAGCGAGAGGCCGAAAUCAUUUCUCGCAUUAAUCAUCGCAACAUUGUGCGCUAUAUUACCAGCUGGAAGCAACAAGUGAAUUGGACAAUGAUGGAUGAAUAUUUCGAUGAUGAUGAGGAGCUGAUGGAAACAUGGGAGUCUUCGACUUCAGCCUCCAAGGGAAGUAACAGCUCUUUCCAGGGCCCAAAGAUUCGCGAAACGAUGGUCAUCCAAAUGGAAUUAUGUGCCAUGAAUCUCAGACACUUGAUCGACCGAAAUGUCUACAAAAAUACGAGACGCGUCUGGAAAAUUUUCUCACAAAUAUGCCUGGGUUUGCACCAUUUGCAUAAAAAUGGAAUCAUCCACCGGGACUUAAAGCCCGAGAACAUUUUGUUGGAUUCGAAGUUACAAGUAAAAAUUACUGACUUUGGUUCGGCCACAACCACAGCCUUGGCUCUACAACAGCAACCAGGUGCCUAUUGGGUUAAUAGCAGCGCUGAAACGCGCAGCUCACAAACUGGUGCUGUUGGAACUACAUUUUACCCAGCACCAGAACUGUCGAAUAGUGCAUGGAAAUCGGUAUAUGGACCCAAGGCCGAUAUUUAUUCGUUUGGAAUAAUCUUCUUUGAAAUGUGCAAUCCGAAAUUUGGCACACAAAUGGAACGAAGCGAAGUGUUGAAGAAAAUGCGCGAAAAAACUCCAAUCUUCCCUGAUUUCUUUUUGGACAGGAAACUCAUGAAGCAGUCUCAAGCAAUUUCUCAAAUGCUAAACCAUGUUCCGAUGAAGCGUCCUACUGCAAUAAGACUUUUGCAAAACUUUCGUAAUGCAAGGUCUAACAGGAAAUAAGCGAUUUUGAAAUGAAAAUGAUGGUUUGAAAAUCAUUUCAACAUACACAGAGAAAACUGAGUUGAUUUUUACGUAGCAAAAUGUUUGAAAGUGUCAAAUUCCAACACAUGUUGAGUUUUUCGCAACAAAUGUUUUUUCCAUAUUGACUCAAGUUUUUGUCAAAUUAGACACCAGCUCCCUUUCAUCGUGUCUAAUUUUCAAAUUAGGCGCCAAUUUUCAUUAAACACGAUGUAAGGAUGCUGGUGUCUAAUUUGACAAAUACUUGAGUCAAUAUGGAAAAAAACAUUUGUUGCGAAAAACUCAAUAUUUGUUGGAAUUGACACUUUCAAACAUUUUGCUACGUAAAAAUCAACUCAGUUUUCUCUGUGUACUUGAAGUGAUUUUAGCGACGAUGAACCUGGUGCAAAUGAUAUGGUGGCGUUUAUUACAAGGACGUUUAAUAAUUCAAAAUGUGACAUGAUUGCACAUUUCACAGUGAGAACAUUUGAUCGAAUUGCAUUAAAAUGGAAUCUUUUGACGGUAGAAAAAACAUAUCCAUUAGAAAAUUUUAGGAGUUUUCAAACGGUUUUGUUUACCAAAAAAAUAUUGAAUAAGAUAGAACUUGUAAGGAUACUCUCAAAGAAAAUGUGAUAUUUUCUAUAAUUUUAUUGGCAAAAGCAGACAUUUUGAUACAAUUCGAACGAAAAUGUGCUCACUGAAUUUAUAGUGGUUUUACUGAAGCUUGAGUGCUUCUAUCGUAACUAUCAUGAUAGUUAUCAAUUUAUCAUGUUUAUGAUGUUUAUGAAGGUUUUUACAAGAUGAUAUUGUUCUUUUGCUGGGCUCAAGUAUUGGGUGACGAUUGAUUUAAAAUCGUAUCAAUGUUUGAGUGCCACUUCAGAACAAUGGUACCUUGUAUAAAUGAAGCCGAAAUUCGAAAAAAAAAUCGGCUUUAACCAACGAAUUUUAUAUUUUUUUUAUCAAUGAAUAUAAUUUGUUUAUCAAUUAUUAUGCCGGGCAAAUCACAACUGUAAAAAAAUAAUUUCAGUGACUGUGUCAGUUAAUUUUGGAAAUGUUGAAAUUUCAAGAGCAUCUAAAAAUUACUUAAAAAAUUUGUGAUUUAAUCAUUUUUCCGGUACUUUCAAGCCGUCGUACUGUUGAUAAUUUUGUUCUCCAAAAGCAAAAGAAAACAUAUUAACGACCGAAUAAUCACUGAAACGUAUUUUUAAAUGGUGAUUUGCCUUAUGAUAUCAAUGUACUUACCCAAGUGGUUCAACUGUGGAGAUGCGCUCACUUAUACGGGAAAGUGCGGAGUUAUGCAGAGAUACACAAGAACAGUAUACAACACAAACUUAAGCCUGCGUUCAGGUUCUUAUACACUGUUUUAGUAUAUCUCCGCACAACUCCGCGCUCCUCCGUAUAAGUGAGGGCAUCUCCACAGUGUAACCACUUGGGUACCAACGAACAAGUGGUCUUUAAUAGCACUGCCGCUAGCAGAGACUUAUUACGACAACUUCGAUAUAUACAUAUCUAUGUUAUUUGUAUAUUGUUUGUUGUCAAUGUUUAUGAUGGUAUUUUUUUCUAUAUUUUUAACAUCUAUAUAUAGUUGGUUUAGCUUCAUUCUAUGUGGAAUGAACACCAACCGUAAAAUAAGUACGCGCAAUGUACUGAAUAUUUUACACUUUAUAGCAUUUUAAUGUAUCUACAGAAGGGUAAUUCUAACAUCGAAACUGGAAAUUUUCGAGCAUUUAUAUGUCAGUCUAGAAAAACCAGGUAACGAAAAGAUAAUAUCCUAAAUAAAACAUUUUACCUAUAUUCAAUGUUAUUCUAUCAACAAAAA
This is a messenger RNA of Sitodiplosis mosellana (orange wheat blossom midge), 3887 nucleotides long. RefSeq names its product eIF-2-alpha kinase GCN2-like. Gene Ontology annotation, molecular function: ATP binding; eukaryotic translation initiation factor 2alpha kinase activity. NCBI's taxonomy places the organism in Eukaryota, Metazoa, Arthropoda, Insecta, Diptera, Cecidomyiidae. The coding region runs from base 299 to 2071 and encodes 590 amino acids. Gene Ontology annotation, biological process: protein phosphorylation. Gene Ontology annotation, cellular component: cytosol. The record is from RefSeq and is a predicted model, not a curated record. The transcript is spliced from 5 exons.